UUUCCGUGUGGAUCCAUAGUAGAAUACACAUUAUUAUUAUUUAUUUAUUUAUCUAUUUAUCUGAAAUUUAGUUUUUUAUUUUAAUUUUCAUUCCAAUGAUCCAAAUACAAGGACAACCACGGCCUGAACCACUAUUACUUGUAUUACCAACUGCCACGUCACCACUUAAUAUUUCAUCAAGUAAUAUCAGUAGCAAAAGUUCUCGAAUCAACAAUAAUAAUGAUAAUGAAAAUGAUGAGGAGGAUGAUGGGAGAGAUUUGGAUGUCGAAAUGAAAACGGAAUCCGAAUGGCCUCGUAUUGAACGACCAACACCAAAAUAUGCUGAUGGUCGACGGAUUUCUGCACCCGCUGUCCUGGCACACGGCCUGUUUGAAAUUCCAACUUCAUGUUCCGUCCAGAUUACUGUACUUCAACAAUUGUUGGAUCAGAGUUCCACGCUGAGUUUGGAGCCGACGAACAGUCCCGAUUCUGGUGUUGGCACCGACUCGACACCCGAAACGUCUCCGUCAAGUUCAACGACACGCCGUCACGCAUUUGCUCCGCCACCACCUCGACCACGACCUCCUACAGUACCCCUGCCUACCGUAACCCAACAGAUUCCGUGGCAGACGUCGACGAUUUGGCCUUGGAUUCAGCAGGCGCAGAGUGCGAGCACGGCAGAUGCUACGCAGCGUUGGCUUCAAUCGGCUCUGCUUUGCCCAACAACAUCAGCUUCUCACCCAAAUCUUCUAACGAUUCCACAAAUUUCCGUUCAACCACAACCAACGGCUCCACAGACUUUAUUGACUGCAGCUCCAUUCAUCAGCUCGACCGUGUUCACUCCAACGUGUGGUGACCUUCUAACCACAUGUACUCCAUCAAAUCCAUCACUUCUUCAUCCAUAUCUUCUAGACACCUCUCGUCGAUUCUCCGAGCCAAAUCCUGCUCCAUUGGCACAACGAACACCUGGAAAAAAGCAAAAAGAUGGACAAGUCACGUAUCUUUGGGAAUUUUUGUUAAGACUGCUGCAAGACGACCAAUAUUCGCCAAAGUUUAUUAAAUGGAUAGAUCAAGCAAAAGGAAUUUUUAAAUUGGUCGACUCGAAAGCAGUUAGUCGUUUGUGGGGAAUGCAUAAGAAUAAGCCUGGAAUGAAUUAUGAGACAAUGGGAAGAGCCCUCAGAUAUUAUUAUCAAAGAGGUAUUCUUCAGAAAGUUGAUGGUCAAAGAUUGGUCUACAGAUUUGUGCAUUUACCAAGUGACGUGGCAAGUGAAUGCGAUUCAUCGUGUGAAAGUGCCGACUCAUGUGACUCUCCAAAAAUCAGUCCGAUAUCUCUAAAACUGAUGCUUCAACCCGCAACUUCUGCUAGUGAUGAAGCCUAAUUGUACAUAAAUAACUACUUUUCCCGUACAGAAUUUCAUUUAUAUAUUUCCUGGAACAAAAAAGAAAAAACAGAAAUAUAUACACAUAUAUGUUUCCUUCCCCGGCUUUAAAGUCUUUCCCUCUUUCUAUUUUCCAUAAUUCUCUAAUUUACACUGCCCAAUGCUUUCUAAAAUACAAAUCCGAACUUUUUAAACAUUUGUUCCGAAUACGGAGUUUCCCCCUACAACUUAGUUUUAUAAUUUAUGAUCUAAUUUAUUUUAUUUAUUCAAAUUUCCAACAAAAAACUAUUGAAUC
This is a messenger RNA of Caenorhabditis elegans, 1653 nucleotides long. It is a transcript of the gene elf-1, whose product is annotated as ETS domain-containing protein. Gene Ontology annotation, cellular component: nucleus. Gene Ontology annotation, molecular function: sequence-specific DNA binding; DNA binding; DNA-binding transcription factor activity. The coding region runs from base 96 to 1358 and encodes 420 amino acids. The record is from RefSeq and is marked reviewed. Gene Ontology annotation, biological process: regulation of DNA-templated transcription; regulation of transcription by RNA polymerase II; DNA-templated transcription. Lineage: Eukaryota; Metazoa; Nematoda; Chromadorea; Rhabditida; Rhabditidae. The transcript has 7 exons.